Lagenorhynchus albirostris (white-beaked dolphin) is the source of this 5876-nucleotide messenger RNA. It is a transcript of the gene PRKAR2A, whose product is annotated as protein kinase cAMP-dependent type II regulatory subunit alpha. The record is from RefSeq and is a predicted model, not a curated record. Bases 242 to 1450 code for a protein of 402 amino acids. The transcript is spliced from 11 exons. Lineage: Eukaryota; Metazoa; Chordata; Mammalia; Artiodactyla; Delphinidae. Gene Ontology annotation, cellular component: cAMP-dependent protein kinase complex. Gene Ontology annotation, molecular function: cAMP-dependent protein kinase regulator activity. Gene Ontology annotation, biological process: regulation of protein phosphorylation.
GUGCCCGAGGCGGCGGCGGCGGCGGCUGCCUAGUGACAGCGGCGGCGGCACCAGGCCAGCCGGAGCAGUGUAGGGUGGUGCGGCCCUGAAACGCAGACCCGGACAAAGGGCGGCGUGGCGCGAGGAAGACCCGACCCGGGUCGCGCGUGAGGGGAUCUCGCGGGCGCGGGGCGAGAGUCCGGCGUGAGGGAGCGUCCAGGCGGUGGCCGCCGGCGGCUGGGUCCCGCCUGCCGCCGCCGGCAUGAGCCACAUCCAGAUCCCUCCCGGGCUCACAGAGCUGCUGCAGGGCUACACCGUGGAGGUGUUACGGCAGCAGCCGCCCGACCUUGUCGACUUCGCGGUGGACUACUUCACCCGCCUGCGCGAGGCCCGCUCCAGAGCCUCCACCCCGCCCGCCGCCCCUCCUUCCGGCUCCCAGGGUCUAGAGCCCGGCCCUGGCCUUGUCGCCGAUGCGAUCGCGGACAGCGAGUCAGAGGACGAAGAGGACUUGGACGUUCCAGUUCCUAACAGAUUUGAUCGGCGGCGAGUAUCAGUCUGUGCUGAGACCUAUAACCCUGAUGAGGAAGAGGAGGAUACUGAUCCAAGGGUGAUUCAUCCUAAAACUGAUCAACAGAGGUGCAGACUUCAGGAAGCUUGCAAAGAUAUUCUUCUUUUCAAAAAUCUUGAUCAGGAACAGCUUUCUCAAGUCCUCGAUGCCAUGUUUGAAAGGACAGUCAAAGUUGAUGAGCACGUCAUUGACCAAGGAGAUGAUGGGGACAACUUUUAUGUCAUUGAACGGGGAACCUAUGAUAUUUUAGUAACAAAAGAUAAUCAAACCCGCUGUGUUGGUCAGUAUGACAACCAUGGCAGUUUUGGAGAACUAGCUCUGAUGUACAACACCCCGAGAGCUGCUACCAUUGUCGCCACUUCAGAAGGCUCCCUUUGGGGACUGGACCGUGUGACGUUUAGAAGAAUCAUAGUGAAAAAUAAUGCAAAAAAGAGGAAGAUGUUUGAAUCAUUUAUUGAAUCUGUGCUGCUUCUUAAAUCACUAGAGGUGUCAGAACGAAUGAAGAUUGUGGAUGUAAUAGGAGAAAAGGUCUAUAAGGAUGGAGAGCGCAUAAUCACUCAGGGUGAAAAGGCUGAUAGUUUUUACAUUAUAGAGUCCGGCGAAGUGAGCAUCUUGAUUAAAAGCAAGACUAAAGCAAACAAGGAUGGUGGGAACCAAGAGGUCGAGAUUGCCCGCUGCCAUAAGGGGCAAUACUUUGGAGAGCUUGCACUGGUCACCAACAAACCCAGAGCUGCUUCGGCUUAUGCAGUGGGAGAUGUGAAAUGCUUAGUUAUGGAUGUACAAGCAUUUGAGAGGCUUCUGGGGCCCUGCAUGGACAUCAUGAAGAGGAACAUCUCACACUACGAGGAACAGCUGGUGAAGAUGUUCGGCUCCAGCAUGGAUCUGAUAGAUCCUGGGCAGUAGGUGUGCCACACCCCAGAGCCUUCUCAGUGUGACACCAAAACCUUCCAGUCAGCCACAGAACACAAACAGAAAAUGUGACAGAACCGUUCCUGCUGUUGCCACCACCACUGCCAUUGCUAUGGCUGUGGGCGUUUAGAAAACUUGGAAGUCAGCACUAAAGGAUGGGUAGAGGUUCAACCCACACCUCCACUUUGCUUCUGAAAGCCCAUUAUUAGACCACUUGUAAUGAUUACUCCAACCCAGUUUUCACAUCUUUGGUUCAAAAUGGCAUGUCUCUCCAAAAAUUUAAGUGCCUGAUACAAAGUCCAAAGUGUAAACAUCUUCCUUUCCUCUCUUGCUGCUACUGUUGCUUUUAGAAGUUACCACAGGUUGGCACAAACCUGUUGUAUAACUGUAGACACCCUCCCCCAACCUUUUAUAGCCUUCCGUUUCCUCAUUUGUCCUUUGAGAAAGUCCACAACUGUAGCCUUUGGCUUUACCAUCAAAAAUGGUGGCAGAUGUGAUGGAGGUCUGUGGUCCUGUGGCAUUGUACUGUCUGCUGACAGUGGCACACAUGACAGCUGUCCCCAAACUCUCAGUGAUGCUUAGGGAGAGACCCUGCCCAGGGCCCAGCAGGUCAGCACCCCAAAGCACACUGAUCAGACAUCGGAACCCACGUUAGAGCAGAAAAUUUGAGUUUAGCACAUUUUACAGGUAGCAGAGAGCCAGGGAAGGUUUUCUGGGUUGGGGGCGGGGGUGUUUUAUUUUGUUUUAGUAGAUUUUGUUUUGUUUAAUCUCUGUGCAGUUUGCGUGAGUGAAUUGCUGUCCAUUUAUAAGGAGCUGGGGUCUGGGAGUGCCAUCACUGUAUCUGACCUAAAUACUUUCCUGGGCAACUCCUGCCCAUCUCUUAUUACCAGUUGCUCUUACUGAUGGCAGUGUGCUGGCAAAGAGAGACCUUUCCCUCUACUCCAGAGUUGUUAUGUAGCUUUGCUGUUGAACCAUCAAUUUUUAAACUCUUUAAAGAAGCAGCAGCUAUUUUUUUGGAAAACAAACCCAACUCCCUAUUUAGAGAAUUUCCCUGGACAUAUUCAUAUAUAUCAGUUUGUCAGCUGACUCAGGCAUUCAUCUUAAAGAUCAGCUCUUUUUGUUAGUUUUUAAAAAUCAGCAUCAUUUACAAUUUCAUAGAAUUACUGCAAAGACCUUUCUAAUUAAGAUGUUGGGAUGGGCUUCCCUGGUGGCGCAGUGGUUGAGAGUCUGCCUGCCAAUGCAGGGGACAUGGGUUCGUGCCCCGGUCCAGGAAGAUCCCACAUGCCACGGAGCGGCUGGGCCCGUGGGCCAUGGCCGCUAAGCCUGUGCGUCCAGAGCCUAUGCUCCGCAACGGGAGAGGCCACAGCAGUGAGAGGCCCGCGUACCGCAAAAAAAGAAAAAAAAAAGAUGUUGGGAUAUUUAGGGUUCCAGUUGUUAAUCCCAGAGGAAAGUAAUUUAGCUUGUAUUUUAAAACUUUUUAAACCUUUUGAUUAUAUCAGGUGGAAAUCUAAUGAAUUAUCGUAAUUAACCAGAUAUAUUUCAGAAUGAAAUUUUUUUUCUUCAGAAUAACCUAGAAUCAGAUGCUACAAGAGAUCCUAAGAGCAGUAUGAAAUUUACCUAAAGAUAAAUUUGGAUGUCAUAGCCAAGUUUAUAUUAAAUCAAGAGGCCCUUUCCAAUAUGAAUUUUUUAAACUUGUAUAUCUCAAUAAAUCCCUAAGCGAUUACAUGCUGGGGCUUGAGUCAUUCCUGUUGUAGACAGUGAUAGAGACCAUAUGGUCACCUUCCAUUGUCCUCCUAAGCCAGGCUGUCUGCUUUUGCCAUGAACAGUAUGGUCAAGAGAUUUUCAGAGUGGUGACCCAUCACAACCUUGGUCAAUUCUCCCUUUUUCUUGUGCUCCAUGAAGUGAAAGCAGAAGGACUCUUUCAGACUGCCCUAGGUAGCCUGCCUUACAGCUCUCAGAAUUGUGAAACAUUGUAACUAAUACUCCAAAACAGGAGCUAGCACUGGGAAAGCCUGUGUGGUUUUUCCCACGGUUUUCUGAGGUUCUUAUUUUCUAUGGUGUUGCUUUAUUAUCAAAUAUAAAUUAAGAAAGCAGAUAUUGCACUUUAGCAGACAAGAACCAUACCUGUUUCUUACACAAGUAAUAGGUACAUUCAACUUCAGGAGUGACACAGAGGUGUAGCCCCCAGACUGUGUAAGGACUCUGUUUAAACACUGAGCGGGUGAACUUCCCUGGUGGUGCAGUGGGUAAGACUCUGCGCUCCCAGUGCAGGGGGCCUAGGUUCGAUCCCUGGUCAGGGAACUAGAUCCCACAUGCAUGCCACAACUAAGGAGCCUACUUGCUGCAACUAAGGAGCUGGCAAGCCACAACUAAGGAGCCUGCCUGCCUCAACUAAGACCCAGCGCAACCAAAUAAAAUUAAUGUUUUAAAAAUAAAAAUAAAUAAAUAAACAAACACAGUGGAUGCUCCCUUACACCCCGCAUGCCAGCAUUAGUUAGGGCCAGCUGUGAACUCCGACCCAGUCACUCCCGCAGGCUGCUAGGGAUGGGACUUCUCAUCUUGCCCUCUUUCACAUCCCAGUUCAAUCUUCCCCUUCAUAGGAGCCUCUUUGACACCCCCAACUUACUGAUGCUUUCGGUUUUACAAAGUAGAUUCAUCAGGCUUAAGUCUUCCUGCUCUAACUGCGGAUUGACAUAUGGAUCAUCAGUCCAGACCCUCACUGCGUAUAGGGCCCCUUGAGGAUCUGACUUGAGGAAGGGAGACUUUACAGGGACCAGUGUGAGUGAAAAGGACACAGCCAUUACCAAGGUGCCAGGAGUCUGACAGUGUUCCAAUUCUCUUUACAGCAUGAGGAAUCGAAGGUGGCAGACCAAGUUCAGCUCAGGACUCUGGUGUCCACAUUGUGCUGGGCAAGUCCUGCACUGAGAGUUGAGCCUCACAGGGAGGAGCAUGUGUUGGGAAGAGGUCUUUUUUUUUUUUUUUUUUUUUUUUUCCGGUACGUGGGCCUCUCACUGUUGUGGCCUCUCCUGUUGCGGAGAACAGGCUCCGGAUGCACAGGCUCAGCGGCCAUGGCUCACGGGCCCAGCCGCUCCGUGGCAUGUGGGAUCUAACUGGACCGGGGCACGAACCCGCGUCCCCUGCAUCAGCAGGCGGACUCUCAACCACUGCGCCACCAGGGAAGCCCAGGAAGAGGUCUUUUUGAUAAUUGUUUUAUACUGUUCUCUUCUAUGAUGGUUUAGAGCUUCAUGCUUGUCUUUUCUGGCUUUGCUAUUGAUUUUGCAUGGUGGAGAAUGUACCUGAGAGCCUUGAGGUUCAAGCUGCAGUAUUAUUCUUCCUGCUGGCCCCAGUUUAUCACACCCACUUCCUUCUUUUGGUUGUAUUCUCUGAAGGAAGGGUUCAUCUGCUCUGUCCUCUUAGUCCAUAGUCCUUAUAUAUAAAUAUGUUAUGUAUAAUUGCAGUAGAUUCUUAGAAAUCAGGGUGGAGCUUUUCUUUGAACAGUUUAACGAGCAAAUUCAGCAGCAAAGUGUCAAGAAAUGAUUCUCCAGCCAGGAGAGGUCAUGUUCAUCCUCUUAUUGCCCAGAUUCUCUAGUCACAACGGUACAGUAGUCAGUGAGAGGUGCCACUGGCACCCAACAGCCCCUGGGCACACAGCAUUUCCAUGUCCUGUCACAGUGUACAAACAAUUCUCUCAUUUAGGAAAAUUGAACGAGCAUUUUUGCACAGAGAAAAAUGAAAAAGACCCAUGAAUGUUAUCUUUUAUAUUUUGUUUUCAGUUGGCUAAUGUUGAAUUUUUUGUUCUUGACAUGCACUUGUAAACCAAUCUUGCCAAGAUACAAGUUGUUUUGGUUUUUCACUACAAUUACCUCUUGUUCCUCCUGUCCUGACUGCUGACGUUCCUCAAUGAUUCUAAUGUCUAUUUUAUGGGAAGCAGCCUUCCCAUGGGUUUCCUUUUACACACUGCAGGGCUAUCUUUAUACUUCUAAAAAAAGGAGAAAACUGUCACUAAACUCAUGGAGGAUUUGCAGAAAACCAUUUAGCCCACCUUGAGCAAAAGGUAGAUUCCUCAUUGUUUUCCUAAGUUCAUUGUAACAAAAGAAAUCUAAUUCAGCAUUAUUGUGCUACCUCAAAGGUAAAAAUGUUUUAAGGUCUUUUUUGGUCCUGAGUUCUACACAUAGUGUUUGAAAUGUCUCUCAGUUGGAAUUAUUUUUAAAUCAUUGGGGAGAAUCUUAUUUUAACCUGUUUUACACUUGUAUUUUAAUCUCAGAAGAAUAAGUGAUUAGAAGGUGAUCAAUUCUUGCUCUGUAGUAUUGAACAUAUGAUUAAAUCAUUGUUUGCCAUAAACAAGGUUGGGUUUUUUAAAAGGAAACUCUAGGGCUCAGCUUUGCUCUUGGUUAAUAAAGGCUGACAAAUCAUAUCUGAA